AUGAAAAUAUUCAAAUUAUAUUCAUUCAAAACGAAGAGUGUACUGUCUUUGGCAGCACUACUCUUCGCAUGGUGCUUUCUACUUUUCAAUUUUUCUAAAACAGCCUUGUCACUUCCACAACAACAAGCACUCGUGGAACGAGCAUCCCUUGCAGUCCAAAGUUUUCUCUCAAAAUUCUAUGAUCCACAACAGAAGUAUUUUCGGGAUCAAUAUACUUUCAACCAACAGCAGCAAUCACCACUCACUGGUUACUGGACUUUCGCACAGGGAUUUAACGCCAUUGUCGAUAAUGCUUUUAGAGUCUCACGAAAUUUCACAAAUGCCAACAAUGAUCUCUCAUUUCCACACUAUGUCAAAUUAAUUUCCGAUUUAUAUACAGGUCAAGAUAACAUUGGAUGGGAACGACCUUACAUUGAUGAUAUGAAUUGGAUGGCCUUGACAUUAUUUUGGUCGUAUCAACUCACGCGAAAUCAAACCUACUUGGAACGAUGUUUGUAUUUGUAUUCGAAAAUUGUUGUGAAUUGGGAUGACACUUGUUGUGGAUCCAUGAAAGGAGGAAUUUGGUGGGAUUAUGCACAUUCUCAAAAAGCAACAGCAUCUAACGCUGGUCCAUCUCUGUUGUCCUCACUUUUAUAUCAAGAAACUCGAGAAGAGCACUAUUUGAAAUUUUCCACACAAGUGUUUUCAUUUUGGUAUGAUCAUAUGGUCAAUAAGAGUGACAACUCGGUUUGUGAUCACAUCUCAGCUCAAAAUGGUUUUAAGGAGUGUCAAUGGAGAUUUACUUACAAUGAAGGUCUCAUGAUUGGUGCAGCCACUCACUUAUUCCAAAUGACUCGAAAUGAAACAUUUUUACAAAUCGCCACCAAUAUUGCCAACUUUAUGAUUACUCAAGAAGUAAUUGAUUCCAAAGUAGGAGGACCCGUUUUAUUUGAUGGUAUCAAUUGUGUGAGCGAUUGCAUGCAAUUUAAGGGAAUUGGAUUUCGAUAUUUAACAUUUUUACAAUCUCAAUUGAAAGACAAGAACUUGUCCAUGUAUUUAAAAAUUCAAAACGUGUUACAAAAUUGUGUGGAAAGUUUAUGGAAUGUGGCAAGAACGAAUGAAUUGAAUUUAUUUUCAGUGCAAUGGCAAGGACCUUCUCAAGAGGUCGAUUCCAAAUUUUACCAAGCUCAAAUGAAUAGUGCAGUGAUGGCUUUCUCACUUUCUGUUAUUCAACAAUUGUAA
This is a messenger RNA of Naegleria lovaniensis, 1221 nucleotides long. RefSeq lists its product as uncharacterized. Gene Ontology annotation, biological process: carbohydrate metabolic process. Lineage: Eukaryota; Heterolobosea; Eutetramitea; Acrasida; Naegleriidae. The record is from RefSeq and is a predicted model, not a curated record. The transcript has a single exon. The coding region runs from base 1 to 1221 and encodes 406 amino acids.